Habropoda laboriosa is the source of this 1806-nucleotide messenger RNA. It is a transcript of the gene nAChRalpha2, whose product is annotated as acetylcholine receptor subunit alpha-L1. Gene Ontology annotation, biological process: chemical synaptic transmission; nervous system process; regulation of membrane potential. NCBI's taxonomy places the organism in Eukaryota, Metazoa, Arthropoda, Insecta, Hymenoptera, Apidae. The transcript has 8 exons. The record is from RefSeq and is a predicted model, not a curated record. Gene Ontology annotation, molecular function: transmembrane signaling receptor activity; acetylcholine-gated monoatomic cation-selective channel activity. Bases 181 to 1806 code for a protein of 541 amino acids. Gene Ontology annotation, cellular component: postsynaptic membrane; synapse; neuron projection.
CCCCUGGUCAACGCACCGCCACCGCUAUUCGAAAGGGACCGCGCUAGAUUAUGAGAGUGUUUGCGAGGGCACGCAAGAUCAGGUCUCUUAGGAAGAGCGCUCCAGGAGACUGAAGCGAACCGGGAGCUAAAGAUGCCAAUUAGACUGGAAUACAGAAACUAGCCCACACGUCUGCUCAAAAUGAUACUGCAAGCAAUCAUCCUGAUCCUGUCCGCGAGGAUAUGCCACAGCAAUCCCGAUGCAAAGAGACUGUACGACGAUCUGCUAUCGAAUUACAAUCGACUGAUUCGCCCCGUUUCCAAUAACAACGACACGGUAGUUGUUAAGCUUGGACUCCGUCUAUCUCAGCUCAUAGAUCUCAAUUUAAAGGAUCAAAUUCUCACGACGAACGUUUGGCUCGAACACGAAUGGCAGGAUCAUAAGUUUCAGUGGGAUCCAGCGGAAUACGGAGGUGUCACCGAACUCUAUGUACCCAGCGAGCACAUAUGGCUUCCUGACAUUGUACUUUACAACAAUGCUGACGGAGAAUAUGGAGUGACUACGAUGACUAAGGCCAUUUUACAUUAUACCGGGAAGGUUUUGUGGACACCUCCGGCGAUUUUUAAAUCUUCAUGCGAAAUAGACGUUCGAUACUUCCCAUUUGAUCAACAGACCUGCUUCAUGAAAUUCGGUUCGUGGACCUACGACGGUAUCCAGAUCGACUUGAAACAUAUUAAUCAAAACACAGGAGACAAAGUCGAAGUGGGGAUUGAUCUUCGCGAGUAUUAUCCUAGCGUAGAAUGGGACAUCCUAGGGGUUCCAGCGGAGAGACACAAGAAAUACUAUCCCUGUUGCGACGAACCUUACCCAGACAUCUUCUUCAACAUCACGCUACGUCGAAAAACCUUAUUCUACACGGUGAACCUAAUCGUACCAUGCGUAAGCAUCUCCUACCUGUCUGUGCUGGCUUUCUACCUGCCAGCUGACUCCGGAGAGAAGAUCGCCCUCUGCAUCAACAUUCUACUAUCACAGACCAUGUUUUUCUUACUAAUAUCCGAAAUUAUACCAUCGACGUCGUUAGCGCUACCAUUGCUCGGCAAGUACUUGCUUUUCACGAUGAUCCUGGUAGGUCUCUCGGUAGUGAUAACGAUCAUUAUACUGAACGUUCACUAUCGCAAACCGAGUACUCACAAAAUGGCGCCGUGGGUCAGAAAGAUUUUCAUAAGAAGAUUACCGAAAUUACUUCUGAUGAGGGUACCUGAUGAUCUCCUAAACGAUCUCGCCGCCCACAAGAUACACGGUAGAGGAAGAUCCGGUAAGAAGAGCAAGUUCAACGCUGCUGUAGCUGCUGCUGUCCACUCCUCUUCCAUAGUGUCUUCCCCGGAUUCAGCUCGUCAUCAACGAAUUGGCGGAUGUAACGGUCUGCACACUACGACUGCGCAUAAUAGAUUCUUAGGAGGCAUCGGUGGGUACAACGGACUUCCUACGGUGAUGUCUGGCCUGGACGAGUCCUUAAGCGACGUAACACCUAAGAAAAAGUAUCCCUUCGAGCUGGAGAAGGCUUUACACAAUGUGAUGUUCAUUCAACAUCAUAUACAGAGGCAGGACGAGUUUAACGCUGAAGAUCAAGAUUGGGGAUUCGUGGCUAUGGUUCUCGACAGACUGUUCCUAUGGAUCUUCACAAUAGCUUCGAUCGUCGGUACCUUUGUCAUUCUCUGUGAAGCUCCGGCGCUACGUGAUAACACGAAACCAAUCGACAUGGAGUACUCUUCCGUGGCGCAGCAGCAAUUUCUUCCUCACGGUGACUUGCUAGAGACACUCGUGUAG